This is a messenger RNA of Microplitis mediator, 792 nucleotides long. RefSeq names its product endocuticle structural glycoprotein SgAbd-1-like. The record is from RefSeq and is a predicted model, not a curated record. The coding region runs from base 143 to 544 and encodes 133 amino acids. Lineage: Eukaryota; Metazoa; Arthropoda; Insecta; Hymenoptera; Braconidae. Gene Ontology annotation, cellular component: chitin-based extracellular matrix. The transcript has 2 exons. Gene Ontology annotation, molecular function: structural constituent of chitin-based larval cuticle.
AAAAAAUUAAGAGGGAGAACAAGUUCUCACACCUCAUCUACUGAAGGUUUCGGCAGUGCUAUAAAAAGUCACCAUUGCUCCGAUCAAGUCACACAAACUUUUUGAACAUCAACCAAAAAACUUGAAUUAGAUACCAACUAUAAUGUACUCUAAGGCAUUGAUAGUGUUGGCUAUUGUGGCAGCCGCAUUAGCAGCACCACAGUACCAGAGUGAAUCAACCCCAAUACCGAUACUCAACGAAUCUCGUGACGGUCCCAACCCAGAUGGAUCCUACUCGUGGAGCUACGAAACAGCCAAUGGAAUCCAAGCACGAGAGCAGGGUUCUGUUGUUCAGUCUGAUAAAAAUGAAAACGGAGCUUUGUCUGUUUCUGGAGGGUACAAAUACAUCGGAGAGGAUGGUAAUCCCAUCGAGGUAACCUACACCGCUGAUGAAAACGGAUACCAAGCCCAGGGUGCUCAUCUUCCAGUUGCUCCACCAAUUCCCGAAGCCAUUCUCAGGGCUCUCGAGUGGAUCGCGGCUCAUCCAGAAGAAGAUAAACUCUGAAAGUGAUUUAUUAUAUAUACAUUUUAUUACCAUAACUAUUAUUAUUAUAAUUAUAAUGAUAAUUAUUAUUAUUAAGUGUACGAUAUAAUGGCGAUUGCACGAUGUCACUCGCAGAACAAACUGCAGAUUCUUACCAGAGAUACGACUUGCAAUUAAUUAUUAUUUUAUAAUCCUAUUUUAAACUGACUUAACUUUAAGUGUGUGCUUGUUUUUUUUAUUGAAAAAAUAAAAUAACUUUUUUUUCCACU